Molecule: messenger RNA, 995 nt
Organism: Drosophila rhopaloa
Lineage: Eukaryota; Metazoa; Arthropoda; Insecta; Diptera; Drosophilidae
Exons: 1
Coding region: 122-532 (136 amino acids)
Source: RefSeq, a predicted model, not a curated record
AAUAAGAUAAUCGGCAGAGAUGACAAUAUAAAAUCUUCUAAAACCAACACUAAAUAAGACUUACAUAGCGAAAGCUGUCAAGCUAGUAAAGCUAUUCUUUCGUCCCACAACAAUCUCCGACAUGGAUAUUUCCAGCAGAGCCCUUGUUUUUAAGUCAGCCAUGAAAAUCAUAUGUAUUGUACUGGCUGUGAAUAUAUUUUUGGUGUUCCUCGCGAUCCAUUUUGGUGGUUAUCGGUUUGAUGACUUCGUGCUGAGCUCGUACAUGAGUUACCUGAAGGAGCGUCCCCGGCCGAUGACUCCAGAAUCCACGGACAGGGGAAUCAACAUGAUGGUGGGCCUAUACGUGGCCAUCCUUUAUUUGCUUUUCCGUACCAGGGAGCACCUGAGACUGCAGAAUUUGGAGGACAUCCGUCGCCAGCGGGAGUUCGAGGCUCUCUUCCGAAUGGAGACAGAGUUCAUCGAACAUUUGCGAUCCCAAGGCAUCGAACUACAGGAUCCCUCUUUGGAUUUCCCCGAUCCGAGCUGCGCAUAGCCGUCUUUGUCUUGGCGGGCGCAUUCAGGAGCCAAUCAAAUAUCUCGUUAAUGCCGCCGCCUUGGACAAUGUUAAUGCUGGAAUCAGCGUAUGAGUGUAUAUAUAGAUCGCACGGCUUGAUUGCCCAGAAUUGAAUUCAACAUUUGCCCGCCGAGCCGUGCUCUACACCUACCUACUCUGCUCAAUUACCCGACCGAUCCAAUAUAAUCCUCCUCGGCCGAGUUGAACGUGCUCGGCUGACAUUACUACACACACCACUUAUGUAUACCGUAUAUACUACGUACUAUAUGGAUGGAUAUGGAGAAUCGGAUAAUAUACUCGCCGACGGCCGUACACUUCCAAUAGUUCAUUGUUUGUGCCUGCGCAUGAGUAUAUUUUUAUCGCUCACUGUCCCUCCGACUUUGCCUCUGUUCGUGUGCACUUUUCUCUGUUUGAAAUAAAUUGUAAAUGAUUUUUAUUAAAA